Salmo salar (Atlantic salmon) is the source of this 2681-nucleotide messenger RNA. RefSeq names its product MAD2L1 binding protein (gene mad2l1bp). Lineage: Eukaryota; Metazoa; Chordata; Actinopteri; Salmoniformes; Salmonidae. Gene Ontology annotation, biological process: regulation of exit from mitosis. The record is from RefSeq and is a predicted model, not a curated record. Gene Ontology annotation, cellular component: nucleus.
CUUCUAGCAAUGACCGGUUUCCACUCGUCUCCCAUGAUGCAACGCACUGAGUGGAAUUUUUCAAAACGAGUCAGCGAUGGCGGAACAAGCUAGCAGGGAGGUGGUCACGGGGAACGGAGAGACAACAAAUACAUUCACAAAUGAUCACAACCUUCGAUCAAAAAUGUGUCUCCCAACUUCGCAAGGAAAAGGGAUCAACAUACACAUUAAAUCCGACACCAUAUGUAACGUCCCGAGCAGGACAAACGACUUCUCAGACGAACAACCAGCUACGGAAACGUCGGGGCGACUAUCCCGGGAAACACCGACAACAACAAGCAGAUGUAACACAUCAAACAGCUUCAAAUCAGAUGAGAUUAAAUCCAAAGAUAUCGUAGUAACCACGGACGAUAAGGAAAACGACAUCCUCUCCUGUGUCUCUGAUGUUGGUCGGUCUCUCUUCUAUUCCUAUUCACUUGGGCAUGAUGUUCACGUGUUGCUAUUCGUAGAUCCGUCAUCCACAGAUAGUACCUGUCAGGUUGUCACCGAGACCAGCACAGACACAGCCACCACUCUCCCCCCUCUGACCCCCUCCAAGCAGGCUGAGGCUGACGAUGCAGAGACGCUACGGAGGGCCAGGGAGGAGGGCUGUGUGGAGGUAGUGUUCCCAGGCUUGGUCACACAGGAGGGCUGCUGCCGCUUCGUCAGUGAGAUACUGAAGUGUAUCCUUUACCAAAGACAACAGCUGCCCAUGACCUAUGACCAGCUGGUUUACUCUCAGAAGAGACAGCAAGCUGCCAUGCAGGAGGCGGUGGGCUGGAGGCCCGGUCAGUCCACUGCAGAAGGCCUGGACUGGAGGAGGUGCCAGCGUACCCUCCAAGACCUUGAGCAGGUGCUACAACAACUGGAAGUGCUCUUCUCCCUCUCCCUGGUCCCCCGCGUGCUCCUCCUGGUCGGCGGCUCCCUCCUCCUUCCCAAGGAGCAAUACGAAGUCAACAUGGAGGAUGUGAUACUAGCCGCCGGCGACCGGAGCCUACGCGUCUCCUCGUGUUUGCGCCAAGUCUUCCGCACGCUCUUCGUGGCCGACCUGUUGUCUGACGCUAAACCUGUCCGGCUCACAGCCACGACGGUCAUGGUUCUGGCCCAUAGGGACUGUGGUGUGGGGUGGUUCCGGCCCAAGCUGGAUUUCAAGGUCCCCACACGGGUGAGGAGCCAGGUUAUUUCUCUGUCUUGUGACCCCAGUAGUGUCUCUGGGUCUGGGACGUCUGAGGGAGGAGGGCAGACUGCCUGGCAGGAUUAUGUGUGGUUUCAGGCCCCCUUGGCUAUCAAAGGCUUCAGCAAGUGACAUACAAGGGACAAGGAAGGUACUCUGACCCACAGCCAUAGUAUGAGAUGAGACAAGGUCCUGUAUUCAGAGUCUGAAAGUAAGAGUACUGAUCUAGGAUCAGGUCCCCCAUGUCUAUAUAAUCCUACUCGUACUGAUCUGAAGGCAAAACUGGGCCCGUCUUUAUGAAGUGUCUCCGAGUAGGAGUGCUGAUCUAGGUUCAGUUUGAUCUUUUUGAUCACAAUGACUAACAUUAUAUGGACUGAGGGCACCUGGUCCUAGAUCAGCACUCAGAGACCAUUUGUGAAUAUGGACCUGUGUAAACGCAGCAAAAGUGUUGACUGAGCGGAUUUACACAUUUGCCAUACCUCUCUCUCUCUCUCAGGGACCCCUGUCUCUCUGGCUGCGUUUACACAGGCAGUCCAGUUCUGAUCUUGUUUUCACUAAUUGGUCUUUUGACCAAUCAGAUCAGCUCUGAAAAAGAUCUCAUGUGAAAUUAAAAAAAUAUCAAAAUUGUGCUGCCUGUGUAAACACAGCGUAUGUAAUCCUGAGCCUAGUCCAGGGACUGUGUUUUUAUUACCAGUCAUAUGAAAAACUGUCGGGAUCUGUACAGAAUGAUUUUUAAUUAAUUAUGUUGUCUUUUAGCUAUGUAUUUACUUUUAGCUUGGCUAUGUGCUGUAAUGAAAACAGUAUUGGUGCUGUUACUGUGUAUAAUAUAGCCUACUAAAAAAUGUUAUGCACAGUAUGCCUACUUUUCAUCUGGUUGAGACGCAACACUGGCUGUACCUGUACUGUACAUUGACGUGUCUUGGUUUUCAAUAGCUUAAAAAUGGAGGUCUGAAACAAUAUUUUGUAAAUAUACAGUGCUGUAUGUCCGUUUUAGCAUGAUCACUAAAUGAUUUCAGGUUCAUUUGAAUUGUACACAUCUGCAACUAAAAGAUGAAUUGUAGUAUACAUUCCAGGACUAGACUUAAGCUGUGUCCGGGUUAUUCUGGGAAACCAGCCCCACCAAUAUUAGACACUACAAAAGACUUAACCAACCAGACAUUACAGGGCUGUCACAAUAGUCACGAUUACAGCAGUAGUGCAUUAUUGCAACAAGGACAAGAGAAGGAAAGAGCUGAAACAUCUAUGAUUAUAUGUUGCUUUCACAGUUCUUGUUCAAUAUGGAAGACAUUUGUAACCUGAAUGUAUUAGUGCUGGUCAAUUAUGUUUUGACUGAUAGUACACAUUAUCAAAUGACUAAGCUUUAUGCAUAUUACAUUGAUCUUAAAUUAUAAUAGCAUUGUUUGACAGAGUAUUUCAAAUAUUGACUUGAUAAGACAGUUUGUGAUUUUGAGCUUUGAUAACAGUAUAAAAUGGUUUUAGAGAAACUUGA